AUGAUAAUCCGGAUGGGCGGCGGGCCCAGAACCUUCCCCGGCGGCGUAUCCAAGUGGCAGUGGAAGCGCAUGCAGGCGAAAAAAGCCAAGCAGCUCCUCAAGGCGCGCCUCUGCCGCGAGCGCCAAAUAUACGAGAUGCGAAAGAGGGCCGAGCUCAAAGCCGCCGUGUACGAGCUCGAGCGGCCGUGGGAGGUUGUUGAGAAAGCUCCGAACUUGUUCUCUGUCAGCGCCGACGAGCAAGUCAAGGUCUUGGCGGAUAGGUUUCAGAAGCCUGGUGGGUUCGAUUUGUGGACGGAGAGGGACGGCCCGCAGCUGUUUCAUACCAUGGAGGACUUACCCUCCGCGAGGUUUUUCCCCAAAGGGGUUGUUCAUAGUGUGAGGUCGUAUAAAAGGAUUUCUGGGCCGGAGGAAUUGGAGAGUUUGGAGCUUGAAGAUGAAGGAUUUGGAGGAGCUGAGGAAUUAGGAGAUGGGUUUAAGGGUAAGGGGAAAUUGGGAAGUGGGUCGUUCGAUUUAGAGGAAUCAGAUGGGGAGGGUUUGAAUCUGAAACAUGCUCUGGAAUCGUUGAUUGUGAAUGGCCAAAGUGGGAAGAAGUACGAUGGCAGAGUGGUGAAGAAGGGGAGGAAUAGGAGAAAUUCUAAGUAG
Molecule: messenger RNA, 642 nt
Organism: Pyrus x bretschneideri (Chinese white pear)
Lineage: Eukaryota; Viridiplantae; Streptophyta; Magnoliopsida; Rosales; Rosaceae
Exons: 1
Coding region: 1-642 (213 amino acids)
Source: RefSeq, a predicted model, not a curated record